CAAGCCCUUGUGUGACGUCAGUCUGCUUUACAGUCAACGCUGGUGCACUUUCUUUGCCGAUCGGUGUAAUGGAAGCCUCGUUGAAGCAGAAACAUAAAAUCUGUCGUUUGUGCCUCCAGCGAGGUCCCAAGGAGAGAACUGUUCACGAAGUUGAGUCCGUGGUUCCUGAUCACAAGAUGGCGGCGUCGCUGGACGAACUGGUGCUGAGGGUCGGGGGUUGUGGUAGGUUCCAGGUGUUGCUGCUGAUAUUGGUGCUUUCACCCAUCCCCAUGGCAGUCUGGAGCAUGCUGCACAUGGUCUUUGGUUCCGUGGAACCCGACUGGUGGUGUGGGCCCCACGCGGGGUCUUUGAACGAGUCCCGGCGACCCACCACCAAGAUUUCUGAGGAGGGACUGGAGAGUCUGGACACCUCCCAGGUCUUAGACCGGCGCAACUGUAGUGCCAGACGUGACCCCACGUGUGAUGUGAUUGUAUUUGAAGCGGGGAAUUAUACUGUUGUAUCAGAGUUUCAGUUAGUCUGUGCUCUGUCCUGGGUCCCUUCUAUGAUCAUAUCACUGCAGAUGGUUGGAGUUCUGUUGGGGGCUACCGUGGCCGGUCAGAUCGGCGACACUUUUGGGCGAAAAAAGAGUCUGUACCUGAUGACCUUUCUGCACUCUGUCUUCAGCCUGCUGGCUGCCUUCUCUUCUUCCUGGACCAUGUUUGCUGCUUGUAGGAUGCUGAUAGGAUUCUCCAUCGGCGGCAUCAUUGCCACAGGGUACGGGUACCCAGCAGAGUUCCUGUCCAGUAAGUGGCGAGCUCUGAUUGCUGCGGUGCCGGUGUGGGGGGUGGGUGUGGUGACCUUUAGCUUGAUUGUGUGGACUUUACGUGACUGGCGCCACCUCCACAUCACCACAGCUGCGUGCAGCGCCGCCACCCUCCCGGGAUGGUUUUUCGUACCAGAAAGCGUCCGGUGGCUGGUGACCAAAGGCCGGACACACCACGCACAGCAAGUGUUACAACGGAUAGCGAGGUUUAACGGGCGACCGGUACCGGAAGUGACGAUACCAGAGAACUUCCUGUCCAGUGACGUCGGCGUGUAUACACAUACAUCCAUAUCUUUUCUUCCUGGAAAGGUUUUCUGCUCGAUGACUUACUACGGCAUAUCCUUUGGUAUCAAGAACUUGUCCGGCGAUUUUUAUCUCAACCUUCUGCUCAUGGCUGUCUUGGAGAUGCCGCCCAACCUCGUUAUGGUGAGCCUCUUGAACUGGAACAUCGGCAUGGGCUACCUGAACACAGUGGCCAGGAUUGGCGGCAUUCUGGCGCCUUACAUCCUGUUUCAGGGCAAUGGCAGUGGUUUUGGAUUCUACGUCAUAAUUGCUGUUGCCAUGGUGCUGAAUGCAGCAGCUUGUCUGUUGCUGCGGGAGACUGGUGAUGAGUCGUUGCAGGAGUACAUCGAGGAGACAAACGCGAUGGAAGUGAGGCCAGGAGAUGUCGGCAUUGUGGAAACGAACUCAAACCGCAUUGCACGGCGGCGCCACGUGACCUUAUUUGACCUUUGUCCUCACCCUAACCUCACAGGAGGCAGGUCUGGCCACCACUCCGACAAUUUCAGUCGAGAAAGACUCAUGGAUGCGGUGUUUGACCAUGUCGGGGGCUGCGGCCGCUUCCAGGUGCUCUUCGUCAUCCUCAGCCACCUCGUCAUCCCUGCCACCGUGUGGAGCAUGAUGCACAUGGUCUUUGGUGGCCUGCAGCCCGAGUGGACAUGUGGGUCACGUGACUAUGAAGCCACUACAGCCAUGGACAGGAGCGCUGGUCAUCAUUCGCACGAAAACUACUCACGACCGCACUUGUGGAAUGUCACAGGCAUGGCUACCCCCCAGGGCAGCUCUAACUCCUCCCACGUGUGUGAGGAUGUCGGUGUUCAGUGCAAGCAGGUCAUGUUUGCGCCUGGAAUAAACACAGUCGUGUCGGAGUUCCAGUUGGUCUGCCAGUUGUCCUGGGUGCCUACGAUGAUCAUCUCGGUACAGAUGUGCGGGGUGCUGGUUGGAGCCGCGGUGUCGGGUCAGCUGGGGGACAGCAUCGGGAGGAAGAAGUGUCUCCUGUCCAUGUCUGUUCUCCAAGUGACUUUUAACCUCGUUGCUGCCUUCUCUGUGUCAUGGGAAAUGUUUACUGUCCUGAGGUUUAUGAUUGGCUUCACGGUGGGCGGUCUCCUAGCCUCGUCCUUCACCUACCCGACGGAGUUCGUGGACAUCCGGCACCGCGCGGCGCUGGGUGCUAUCCCAGUCUGGGGCAUCGGCUCCAUCACCUUCAGUCUGGUCGUGUGGCUCCUCCGUGACUGGCGACACCUCCACAUCGCAACAGCCCUCUUCACCGCCAUAUCACUCCCCGGCUGGUGGUUUCUGCCGGAGAGCGUGCGGUGGUUGAAGACCAAAGGUCACGCGCAGCAGGCGGAGCGCGUCUUGCAGCAGGUCGCCCGCUGGAACCGUCGCUCCAUGCCCGGCAAGGAACUCCUCAACACACUGGACCUCCCCCAGGAACAGGCCAAGAAGACCUACACCUACCUCCACAUCUUCAAACCUCACCUUGCCAAGGCUACACUACUGGGCGGCUUCAUGUGGUUCGCAUGUUCUCUCACCUACUAUGGCAUCUCGUUCGGUAUCAGGAGUUUGUCUGGAAACUUCUAUCUUAAUCUUCUUCUCAUGUCGGUGGCGGAGCUUCCCCAGUAUUUGCUGAUAUUCCACGUGGUGAACUGGCUGGGUCGCCGGUGGGCGUGCUUCUGGUCCUUCCUGAUUACAACGCUCAGUAUUCUAACGGUCAUCCCCAUCUCUUUGCUCAUGUCCCCCGAGGAGAGCGGCAGUUAUGUCAACGCUCUGUCCAUGGUCGCCAAGAUGUUCCUGGGCUUCGGCUGGAGUGCCCUCGGGAUCUUUGUCGUGGAGUUGUACCCCACAGUGGUCAGGAAUAUCAGCCAGGGCUACUGCAACACCACAGCGCGUAUUGGUGGCAUACUGGCUCCAUACAUUCUGAGUGGGGACAAAACGUAUAUUUUCUACGUCGUCAUAGGCGUUGUCAUGGUGAUAACCACCAUCGCGCCACUCAUGCUGAAGGAGACGCGGGGACGCCCUCUAGCGGACACCUUUGAAGUCAGAGUCCAAGCCCCGGAGAUCCAACAAGGACUGAGACCGUUAGUCAAAGGACCUGUCCUCACACGUGACAGCAGUGUGUCAACUGGUUGUCAUGACAACAGCGUCAACAAUAUUCAAGUCACGUGACGAGAAAUCAAGCGCAGUGACAGUUGAAUUUACAGGAUGAGGCGUGAUGUAGAUGUGAAAGGUUUUUUGUUGUUUUUAUUUAACUUACUUCAUUCCUCCAACACAUUUUAUUCAGAAGAUUCUGUAUAUUUUUUCC
Messenger RNA from Pomacea canaliculata, 3384 nucleotides. RefSeq lists its product as uncharacterized. NCBI's taxonomy places the organism in Eukaryota, Metazoa, Mollusca, Gastropoda, Architaenioglossa, Ampullariidae. Gene Ontology annotation, molecular function: transmembrane transporter activity. The record is from RefSeq and is a predicted model, not a curated record. Gene Ontology annotation, biological process: transmembrane transport. Gene Ontology annotation, cellular component: membrane.